AUACAUUUUAAUGAAUCUUUAAACCUUUGACAAUUAUGUUUCACAGUACUUUUAUGUUUUGCUUCACUAUUUACCUCAUGGCAUCUGAAAUUAGUUACGUUGAUCUAUUUAUCUUAUUUUUAGUUUACAUUGUAAUUCUUGUAUUACAUGACUUUACCAAAAGAAUGUCUGCAAUAUCAAAUGUUGGGGUUGUAAUCAUUCUAAAAUAAACAGAAAAAUGAUUUAAAUGCACAACAGAACUUUGUGACAUUUCAUUGUAGAAGUUAUAAAUGGUUUAUUAAAUUAUAAAAAUCGCCUAAACUUGCCCAGAAACAACUUUGUACCAUUUGUUUUUAAGAAGUAUGUAGAUUGUAACCAUUCGCGUAGUUUUUGCUUUUAGUUGGUUUUUCGUCAGAAAUUUAAUUUAAUUGUUGAUGCUGCCCUUUUGGGAGACACUAAUGGAUCUCAGUGGAAUGUCUGUUAUAUUUUUUUCAACAAUAAUAAUAUUCACUUAUCCAGUAUCAGCUAUAGAAAAUGUGUAUAUCACAAUACAAAAGUUAAAGAUUGAAGAAAUGAAAAAAAACUGUGGUUUAUAACAUAGUUUUGAAACGUAUAUGCACAUACUACGGUACUGUACGAAAAAGGGAUAAAAGCUAUCCUGAACAAUUUAAUAUCCACCAGGACCAGCAAUAUUAACUAUUAUUCUUUUGGGUUAUCCUCCUUACACUGUUUAAUUAGAUGCUUCGAAUGCUUAUACAUAUUGCGUACUGAUUAGAUUUUAAAUGCUGGACUACCAGAUUUCAUAGGCAACAAUUUGAAGAAAAAAAAAGAUAUAUUCAAAAGGAAUUUAAAAAUAAAAUGGGCCUAUUAGUUGAUUAUGUAAAACAAGGAAAAGGAACAUUCAAUGAUGGGAACACGGCCAGGAAAUUUCCAGAAGCAAAACAACUUUUGGAAGAAGAAAUGGAUUUGAAUCUAUAAAAGGUAAUGAAUAAAUAUUUAUAUUAAAUAAUAAGAUAAGUACAAAAAUGACAAAAAUAAGUAUUAUUAUAUAAACAGAUACCUUCUGAGAACAAUUCAUAAUAAAUAUUUAACAUAUGUUACUGAUUUCAUACUUAGUUGUACCAAUGUCCAAUGAUACUAUGCGCUCGCCCCACUGUGCUACGUGUCUCUGGCGGUGUAUGGGAGCUCAUAUAUGCAGUUCGGUGCAGUGAUGCCAGAUUUAGUUCCCAGUCGCGCAUGCGCACUGAUUUUAGCGUCAAUAAAGUAUCUAACACGACCAUAAAACUGGUGCUCUUAGUCUUAGUCGUCCCAAAGAAAAAUAGAAUUACAUAUGAAAAUUGGAAGUACUUCUUAGCAUGCAAUAAUAUUAAUUGUGUGGGUAAAUUGUAACAUUGGGGUAAAGGUUGAAAUAAUUUUACAGACAAAAUAUAUUUUUUAUAAUUAAAAAAAUGGUUCUGUUGGUUUUAACCAAAGAGUAUUAGACUAUUAGUAUUAUUUAGUAUUAUACUACAUUAGUAUUAUUAUUUGUAUUAGACUAAUACUCUUUGGUUUUGACGCCAACCGUUGCUAUAGAAUCAUAGAAUCAUUCGUUGUUUCUAUAGCUACGGCACUGCGCGCUCGGCUUUUUGCGACGCGCAUGCGCGACUGGGAGACAAAUCUGGCAUCACUGUGUCGUGUCGGUGCCGAUACGUGUCGUUGCCGGAACGUGACGUCCGUGCUGUAUAAUUUGAGGCGGUGUCUAGGGUACACAAUAAAGAAACGAACGCACGCGUUCAUAAAAUUGAGUGUAUAAACAUUUAUAUAUCUGCUAUAUCAUUGAGUAACUAUUCAUAUGUUUUAAUAAACAGUGACGAACUAAACUACCAAUGAAUAUUAAUUUAUUUCAUUAAUAUACAACAGUGCGUGUUAUGUUAUAAACAUUCACCGUUCCUUCGACUAAUUACAUAUUCAAGAACUUUUCUUUCUGCUUUUUUUCUUAUUAUCAUAUAUUAUUAUAUUAUAUUUCAUUUUCCCCAUAUUUGGUGCGUAUAUCAUAACGUCAAUUCAUCCACAUAUUUUUACGCGCAAGAAUAUUAAAGAAUGUUAAUGAAUAUUAAAAAUUUAAUUUAUAUUUCAUGCUUAAAUACCUGUAGAAGUAUAUAAAAAAUGAACGACGAACAAUUAAUUGAAUUAAUUCGACAAUAUCCGGCUUUAUACGAUUUGUCAGAUAGUAAAUAUAUGGACACCACUUAUAAAAUUAAUGUUUGGAAUAAGAUUGGGGCGUGGAUGAAAGAAGAUGUGUCAGUAUGUAAAGCCCGAUGGAAUAAUAUAAGAGACAAUUACAGAAGAUCUCUUAAGAAGAUAAUGACUAAAAGCGGGAAAAGUGGAAAAAAAGUCAAAGUUUAUAAAUAUUCGCAGCAAUUAAGUUUUUUGAACCAACAAUUCGACCAAAGAGAAACUAAAGAUAGUAUUGAAAGCCAAGAGAAAGAUCAAACCUUAACAGAAGAAGAACGUGACAUACCAGAAGAAUGCAAAAAGGAAGAAAGCCAAGAAGAAAACGAAUACGUUGUACAUAAUGAUGAAGCGGAAUUAAAUGUUGCAUUACACAUGAAUAACGAUUCACAUAAUCUGAGUUGUACUUCAGAUACAUUUGAAAUUUCCAGAAGGCCAAUUAAACGAAAAGCAAAAACGAGAAACAUAGCGACACCUCAACAAACAGCGACAUCAAAAUUAGUAGAUUAUUUCAUUAAGCAGAAACAAAAUAGCAUCCUGCAGCAUCCCGUAGAUGCAUUCUUGGCUGGCAUUGCACCAACUUUGAAAGCUUUACCUCCGUAUUAUCUACAUUUGGCGAAAUCAGAGAUUUUUUCUGCCGUUCAAAAGUAUGAAAUGAAAAUGUUAACAAAGCAACACUUCUACCAACAUAGUUCUCAACACAGUUCGGCUCAUACUUCCAAUAGUUCAUCACAAAAUACUCCACUACCAUCACCUAAUGAACCAGUUGUACAUCACGAAAAUACAACGGCAACAUUUGAAAAUCCAAACACAUCUAUGUAUUAACAAAAAAAAAAAGAAUAAAGAAAAUAAAACAUUAUUUCUUCCAAAUAUACUAAUUACUAUUAUUUACCUCAAACUAUUAAUCAUCCCUUCUGAGUUAUAGCCUUUCUCCAG
This is a messenger RNA of Hylaeus anthracinus, 3126 nucleotides long. RefSeq lists its product as uncharacterized. NCBI's taxonomy places the organism in Eukaryota, Metazoa, Arthropoda, Insecta, Hymenoptera, Colletidae. Gene Ontology annotation, molecular function: DNA binding. The transcript is spliced from 2 exons. Gene Ontology annotation, biological process: regulation of transcription by RNA polymerase II. The record is from RefSeq and is a predicted model, not a curated record. Bases 2125 to 3015 code for a protein of 296 amino acids. Gene Ontology annotation, cellular component: nucleus; transcription regulator complex.